GAGAGUCAGAUGCUUAACUGACUGAGCCCCCCAGGAGCCCCGAGGUUUAUUUUUAUGUUUAGAUCUUUAAUCCAUGUGGAAUUCAUCCUUAUGUAUGAACUAGUUUGAUUUUUUUCCCUUCUAAACGGAUAGGGAGCUGUCUCAAGUUGCUUGUUUUAAAAAGUCACCCUCAUCAUACACUAAGAUCUACAUACACAUGGAUCUGAUUCUGGACUCCUGUUUUAUUAUUUGUUUGUUUAUUCCUGAUCCAACACCACAGUAUUUUAAUCAUUGUACUUUUAUAGUAUGUUUUGAUUUCUGCUCCUUGCUUCCUGAGACACACCCCUCCUGGCCUCCAUGACACACUUGUUUAUUCUUCAUUAUACCUCUCUGGCUACUCCUUACUCCCCUCCACAGUCUCUUCUCUCUCUGCUCAUCCCCUAAAUAUUAGUGUCUUCAGGAUCCUAGCUCAUCCUUAUUCUACUUGCCUUCCCUGGGUGAUCUUAACCACACCUAUACUGAUGACUCUCAAACACAUCUCUAUUAUCAAUUAUCAAUAGUGUUCCUAAAUAUCUCUUUACUGUCCAAUGGAACAGGAAACUCACUAUAUACAAAAUGGAACUCAUCUUUUCUCCAUACCUACACACCAGUAAACCUGGUCUUCCUUUAGUGUUCUCCCUUCAUUGAAUGGCACAACUGGCCAUAUAGUUGUUCAUCUUAAAAAACCUGCUUGUCUUAGUAGUCUCUAUCCCUUCUCCUCUUCCUGCGGACAACCACCAAGUCAUGGUCAUUGGACAUCCUAAAUAUCUCUAGGGUUCACCCAAUUCUCUCCACCCUACCGUGACUGCCAUAGUUCAGGCCUCUUUUAUCAAUGCACUUGGGUAACCGCAGUCACUAGCUUUAAUUGAUAUUCCUGCUUCCUCUCUCAUCCUCCCUGUAAUAUAAUCUAUCCACUGCAGCCAGUGUAGAGAUUAAAUUUAUAAAUUUAAUCAUGUCACUCCCCUACUUAAAGCUUUCAAAGCUUCCUCAUCCCCCUACAGGAUCAAGUUUAAACUUUUUAACAUGGCUUAUAAAGCUUUGCCAUAAUCUGGAUCCUGUUUUUCUACCACAGCCUUAACUCUUUAUAAUGUGAACCCUUUUCAUUCCUUGGAUGAAGGAUGCUCUUGUCUCUCAAGGUCUCCAGGAUAGGUAGGUCCUCCUCUUUACCUUUACUCAUUCUAUAGGUCACAGUUUCUUGGGCACAUUUCCUCUGGGACCACCCCUCUCUUCCACAUCAGCUAGGUUAGGCACUCGGUUCUUCGCAUCCACAGCCCGUGCACACCUCACUGCAUAUAAUUCAUCACGUGGGAUCGUAUUUAUAGGUGGCAAACCCCUUGAGGACAGCGACUGCCUCCUGUUUGUUUGCCACAGUCUCCAGCACCUAGGACAGGGCCUGGCACCAAGUAGGUGCCCAGCGAAUAGUGAACGCAGGAGAGAAUGCGUGAGGGCGAGGGUCCUCUGGAAGGCAGAACUUAGUGUCUGAGACAGCGUGGGUUCUCUGUACAGUUAGGGCUCGGCGUACCUGUGAGGGAGUGUUGCUAGGGAGCACAGGGAUCAAAACCUAGCUCGGCCCAGCCUCCAUUACUGCAGCGGUGCAGUGCCCCCGCCCCUCCACCGCCGAAGCGGAAGUGGAGGCGUGGGCUUCCCAUGAUACCUCGCGGGGCGCCUGUUCAAACCGCACGGAGAAGAGGGAGGAGGUAGUGAUGGCGGCUCCGGAGCCGGAAGUGCUGUGUCCGGCCACAGUACCUGUUUUUCAAGUGUCUGCCUUGUUCCUCUGCGCACCUACUAGAAUUGGAAUGGUAUGAGAAGUCAGAGGAAACCCACGCCCCCCAGAUAGAACUACUUGAGACUACCUCCGCUCAAGAACCUUCCAACCUUUCGGAGCCCUUUCGCCCCAGAGACUGCAUGGUGCCAGUGGUGUUUCCCGGGCCUGUGAGCCAGGAAGGCUGCUGUCGGUUUACUUGUGAACUUCUAAAGCAUAUCAUGUACCAACGCCAACAACUGCCUCUGCCCUAUGAACAGCUUAAGCACUUCUACCGAAAACCUUCUCCCCAGGCAGAAGAGGUGAUGAAGAAGAAACCUCGGGCCACUGUUGAGGUGAGCAGCAGGAAAUGCCAACAAUCCCUGGCAGAACUGGAGAGUGUCCUCAGCCACCUAGAGGGUCUCUUUGCCCGGACCCUAGUACCCCGAGUGCUAAUCCUCCUUGGCGGCAGUGCCCUAAAUCCCAAGGAGUUCUACGAGCUUGACUUGUCCCGGUUGGCCCCCAACAGCAUGGACCAGAGCCUGAGCACAGCAGCUUGUUUGCGCCGUCUCUUCCGAGCCAUUUUCAUGGCUGAUGCCUUCAGUGAGCUACAGGCUCCUCCACUCAUGGGCACCAUUGUCAUGGCACAGGGGCACCGUGACUGUGGAGAAGAUUGGUUUCAACCCAAGCUCAACUACCGAGUGCCUACCCGGGGUCACAAACUGACUGUGACCCUGUCCUGUGGCAGGCCCUCUAUCCCAACCACAGCCUGGGAGGACUACGUUUGGUUCCAGGCACCAGUGACACUUAAAGGCUUCCAUGAGUGAAUGGGGGUGCUUCUUAAUCAUGAACACAAUGGCUUCAGUUAUCUUCCCCCCUCUGGCACCAGGUCACCCAUCUUUUGCUUAGAGCUAGAGCUGUUUCCUGGUGAGAGGAAUGUUCUGUUCUUCCGGCUGCCUCUCUCCCUUCCUCAGACUUCCUGGUGGGCUGAUUGUAUGGCUAUGGCUGUCAUAAUUAUCAUUGAACAACAUCUCUUUGAAUCAAAGGUUGAUUUUCCCAGAAGGUGCUGGGUGAGGCAUUUCUGUUCAGGGAUGGAAAACAAGUAUGAGUCCAUAGACAGACACUCUUAUGGAAGUGGCUUUUUGCUGGGGCCUUUCAGAAUUUUUACCAGGGACAUAAUGAACUUAAAUGUAAAAAUGAAUGGAUCCAUAUUAAAUUAUCUGAGACUCUUGUUUUAAA
This is a messenger RNA of Prionailurus viverrinus (fishing cat), 2998 nucleotides long. RefSeq names its product MAD2L1 binding protein (gene MAD2L1BP). Gene Ontology annotation, cellular component: nucleus. The record is from RefSeq and is a predicted model, not a curated record. NCBI's taxonomy places the organism in Eukaryota, Metazoa, Chordata, Mammalia, Carnivora, Felidae. The transcript is spliced from 3 exons. The coding region runs from base 1924 to 2586 and encodes 220 amino acids. Gene Ontology annotation, biological process: regulation of exit from mitosis.